ACCACCGUACCAUAUCCGUAUCUCAUUUCAUAACAGAAGAGAAAUAAUAAAACAGUAAAUGGGACAAGGCGAGGAAACAAAAACCAGAGAAGAACCCACUAUCCAGAUUCAGGAAAGAGGAGAGAUAUUCUUCUUCUACAGGCCGAAAGUAGGUAAGGAAGAGGCGCAUGGGGCGGAAGAUGUACAACGGCUGUACCUGGUUCUGCGGCCCGAAUCGGGGUUCGAAGAAAAACAGGACGAUCACUAUGGCAAAGAAGGCGUUAGUAAGAGGAGUGCUUCUGAAGAUGAAGAAGACGACGAUGGUGCUAAAGAAGGUGGCGGCGCUGGCUGUCAGAAAGUAGACAUCGUCGAGAAACAACCGCUGCUCAGGCUUAUUGUAAUGGGGCGCAAGAGCCUCCCGCAGCCUGCGAAGAAGAGCACGCCGUAUUGGGGUUUUGUUGAGAUGGUCACCACCCAAAUCCAACACCUUAAAGCAGCUCUACAAGGAGAAGAAUACGAGACAAGAACAAGAGGUCACAGACACCUUCCCGAUUCGAGGGCUGUAGGAGAAGGAGUGUACCGUAUCCUAAGGCACACCGGGAAAAAAGGGAUGCACACGCAUUUGAUUUACAAGCUGAAAUUCCCCGCUGAAGAAAAAGUACGUCACGGCGAAGAGGACGACGAGUCGUCAUCGUCGCCGCAGGAGGCGUUGAACAUAGCACAAGAAGCUUCCUUCAUUAUCCAGAUAAAGAGUCCGGAUCAGCACAAGUCAACCGCGGGUCGAUUAAGAGGACUAGACAAUAAGAGGAAGGCUGCCUUCCCUGCCCACUUGCAGGGGCUAUUCGGGCACCAACGCUAUCACCCGGCUGACCCGCCCGAUUUCCUCAACUACGAAGGCUGCGAGUUUCUGCUGAUAUCCGCCUCUGAUGACAUUGAACAAGAGUUGGGACUCGAUUUGAAGACGGAGCAUGAAGAAGAGUACGCGCAAUGCUCGGACCUUCUAGAAACAUUUGGGGAUGAUGUUGCUUCUGAUGUUUUCACCCGCCCGUUGUUCGAAGCCACUUGGGCUUGACCACUAAU
Messenger RNA from Erythranthe guttata (spotted monkey flower), 1059 nucleotides. RefSeq lists its product as uncharacterized. NCBI's taxonomy places the organism in Eukaryota, Viridiplantae, Streptophyta, Magnoliopsida, Lamiales, Phrymaceae. The record is from RefSeq and is a predicted model, not a curated record.